UUUUAAUGCCGUUGCUGUAAUCGUUGACGGCGAACGAGACGUCUCCGAGUGAACGGUGAUUUCGUGAACAAAUUGUUCUUAUCGCCAGUAUAGAGAUAUGAAAUUAAUAUUGUUAUCUAAAAACUGUGCUGUUAAUUUAUACGAGUGUUGAUUGUGUGCCGUUGUGUAUUGAUUACAUCUGGACGUGUUAUUUGUGUGGAGUGUGACGGAGGAAUUGGGGAGAUAGCUUGUGUAAUUGUGCUUUAUUAGUUCAACCGUCUCUGUAAUCAGCAGAAAUGCAGGCGAUCAAAUGCGUUGUGGUCGGCGACGGAGCCGUCGGUAAAACAUGCCUGCUCAUCAGUUACACGACAAACGCCUUCCCCGGAGAAUACAUACCAACAGUAUUCGACAACUACUCGGCCAAUGUGAUGGUAGAUGGCAAACCGAUCAACCUGGGCCUGUGGGAUACGGCGGGUCAGGAGGACUACGACAGACUCCGACCGCUCUCCUACCCACAGACCGACGUGUUCCUCAUAUGCUUCUCGCUCGUCAACCCCGCAUCCUUCGAGAACGUGCGCGCUAAGUGGUUCCCAGAAGUGAGGCAUCACUGCCCGUCGACGCCGAUCAUCCUGGUCGGCACCAAGCUCGACCUGCGCGAGGACAAGGACACCAUCGAGAAGCUCAAGGACAAGAAACUCGCGCCCAUCACCUACCCGCAGGGCCUAAGUAUGUCUAAGGAGAUCAACGCCGUGAAGUACCUGGAGUGCAGCGCGCUGACGCAGAAAGGCCUCAAGACCGUGUUCGACGAGGCCAUCCGCGCCGUGCUGUGCCCCGUGCCGCCCGUCAAGAAGAGGCGCGCCUGUAGCCUGCUGUAGAGAUUCGCCUAGACAGCGGUGCCAGUGUGCAGUGUGCGACCAGCAUGGCUUCUGCAGCGCAACCGUCGCGCGGCUCGACACAAGUGCUGUAUAUAAAGUGGACUGCAAUACGCAUACAUACAUGUUAGUUUACUGUUAACGCAUACUAAUGUAACGUGGGUCGGUGUGUGUCAUCCCUAUUAUAUAUACUUAACGGUUUUUUAAAUUCGGAACAACUCACUAUUGGGUGCUUUAAUCUUGACGCGUUCUUUGCUUUACAUUAAAAGUUACAUUCCUACAUUUGUUAAUAAAUCGCUUCGGUACAAAUUUGUUUCAUGAAUUUACGUUUGGAUUUGUUAAAUUUUUUGUUAGGCAGAGAUUAUAUUUUUCGAUUGUGAUGGUUUAUUUUUUGUUCUCGCCUGUUUCAACGUAGUGGGUAUAAGUACAGUAUUCGUUAAGAAGUUAACAUUUGUAUUCAUUGUGUAUUAAUGUAGUUAAAAAUUAAUCAAAUGACUUCCAUUAAAGCUAAUCUAACUAAUAUACUAUAUUUUAACUUUAGACAAUCCAAUCAAGAAGGUCCGAGCAAAUCUACUUUGCAUACUCUUCUAAAUACAUAUUAUAGACUAGGUACGGCACGGUUUUAUAAACCUUCCUUAGACUUUGUAUUGUUCUGAUAUAUAAAAACUUAUGCUAUAAUAUGAAUAGUACAAGCUAUCAUCAGUUAUUUUACUACCAAGGGCCCCUGAUGCUAUCGAAACAUGUUGCCAAAAUGACUUAAACAUGAGAAUUACCACUAGAAAUUAAUUUUACAGGUAUUAAAUGUUUAUAAAACCGAGCCGACUACUUCAUCAGUUUUUAGUGUUCCGUACAAAACUUUGUUUACGGAACACUUAUGGGAUCACUUCGGUCUUGCAAAUCAGUUAAAUGCGUUUUUUUACAGACAGGCAGACUCAAACUAGUGAUAUUUCUCAACUGUUCCGCUAACCGUGUCGUUACAUGUUAAGUUAGUUUGAUGGAAGUCAGUUCGAAGCACUCUCGUGUGACAUACGUUAGAUACAUAUCGUUGGAACUGCGUAGCUAGAUGUAAAUGUAUCCCAUUGCCGACUUAUAGCUGUUCACAAAUUAUGCGUUUUUUGCAUUUAAUGUAAACUGUUGAUACAAGGUAAGGCCAGUGACAGACAGAUACCGAGGUGAACCCAUCGGAUUUAGCCAGUUUUGGUAUAAAACAUUAGAAUAGAAAUUUCAACCAACUUGCUUUAAAAUUGUGUUGAAUUUUUACAGUAACUUUGUUAAUGUUUUUGGACCUUUUGGACGCCGAUGACCGAUAUAUCCGCACCGCAGGUUCAACGUCAAAGACUGAUUAAUCGGUCACAGACCACAGAGCAACACAGACCUACGUGCAGAUGCAUAAAGUUCAAUUUCAGUUUUGACACUUCGGUGAAGUGGCGUCCGAGUGACUGCUUUUGUGUUUGACACGGCGUCGAAAAGGUUAAAUCGGGAUCAAUUUGAUCUGUCCACUAGGAUGACGUGGCGUUUUUCGUAUCGUUUCGUCAUAUCACAUUAUCUAGAUAGUCGUAACAUUGUUUCAUGGUAACAAAUAAUUCCAAUUCUUAUCUCUGAACCUUGCCACCUCUGUUUUUAUAGAAACCUUGAAACGUCGUCGACUGACGAGGUUAAAGAAAUUGAUAAUACACUAUCUUUGAGAUAUUAUACAACAACAAUGAAGUUACUAAUGUAAGAUUUAACUGAUUUUACAACUGUAAGGCGACAGUGGGAUUGAUUGUAUGAAAGAGGAUAAUUUAUAUUUUAUAGGCACAUACAUAUAAAAGGUCAACAUUUUAUACAAAGUCAAUGAAUUUACCUAUUUAACAUUUAGUUUAUAUCAAUAAAUAGUACGAAAAGCGAAUUGUAAAUUAAGAAAUCGAAUGCCAAAUCUGUGUCACGGAAUAUAAUAUCACUUUACCUGGACAAUUUAAAAAAUACCAAUGAAACUAUCAUCAUAAUUCUAUAGAUUUUGAUGAACGAAUCAAUUUUCACUACCAUAUCAUAUUUAAAACUUUCGCGUUUUGAACACAUAUUAACUCAAUUUAUAGACGAACUUAAAUUAGAAUAGAAACAUUCGCGAUAGACCUCUAUAAAUGUGAGUUAAUACGUUUAUUAUUAUUUUAUAGGAUUUUCCUAAGACCUCUACUAAAACAUCAACAAUUUUAGGCUAUAUAAUGUGCCUCCCCCUUGGACCUCCAUUCGUACCGGUUGGUAGCGACCCGUAUCCAGCGUCUUCCGGCGGCCUUAACACGGUCGUACGUCCAUCUUGUGAGUGGACGUCCUACGCUGCGCUUGCUAGUCCGUGGUUUCCACUCGAGAAUUUAUCGAGGCCUAUGUUCAGCAGUGGACGUCUUAUGGCUGAGAUGAUGAUGAUGAUGCUAAUGUGCCUAUAGAUAUAAAUGAUCGUCAGAUGAAUAAAUGAACGUGCUAAGAAGCGCAGCCGGUCCUGUGAAAUACCGCACAACUACUUUAGCAACAACUUUCAUAGGCUCGCCAUUCUUCGAGCUGUUUAAAUGUAUAAAUAGGCGAUUCAGUCACUGUUUUAACGGGUCAAAUGUAAACUUAACGCUUUUUGACAGGUUUUAUAACUUUUUUAAUCUCCUAAGACUCAAAUGUACAUUAGAAUGUACAUAUUUGUUGCAAUCUAAUAAAAACCUUCCAUGAACCAAAUAAAGUAGCGUUUCUUUUGUUUCAUUGCUUUUUAAAGCAAACGAAUUUGCUCCAAUUUACUAAUAGAACAAGGUUCAAAUUAAACAUAGGAAAACUUUGUAUAGUUGGUCUUACGAGUAGAGAUGCACCGGAUAUCCGGUUGGUAUCCGGCCUACCCGGCCAUUAUUUUACUAUCCGGCCGGAUACCGGAUAGUGACCUACUAUCCGGCCGGAUACCGGACAAUAACAUUGCUUGAUUUCGGAGUAAGCAAAUUGGAUUUAAGAAACAGACACGGUCAUUAUCGUACUUGUUUAUUAUUUUCAAACAAUUCAAUUAUCUUUCCACUGACUUGCACGCGCACUCAUUUCGAACCUAGAAAUGAGUGCGCGCGAACGUUUACUAGGAAACCGGUCAAACCUGCAGAACGCGCACCUGUAAAACCAAAAUGUAGGUAUAGUUCCGCUGGCCGAAUAUUCGGCGGCCGGAUACCGAAUAUUCGGCCGAUGGUCAGGCCGAAUAUCCGGUAUCCGGCCAAACAAUUAUCCGUUGCAUCUCUACUUACGAGCUAGAAAUGUAUUAAACCUUCUACCCAAGAUGACAAAAGCAUUAAGUUUACAUAUUUCCAAUUUUAUUUUUCGUAUAUGUAUUCGAAAGCCAUUGGUUUUCACUAAAUGUGAUGAUGGAUUUAGGCUUUAAUUGACUGCUUUCAUAGUCACGGCUUAUUUUACCUCUCACGCCUAAUUUCACAUAGGUCUCUAGGCCUCUAGGUCUCUCCAGGCCUCAGGUACUAGGUUAAUUACAGCCUGAAUCCCCGGAACAUGUAUUGUGUAAGUAAAGUAAGGCGUUUACUUUGUGCAAUUGUUUAAGCUUAGUAAGAAAAUGUUGCCAGUUACAACUCGUUUUAUGAUUAUUUUUAUUACUCUAGGCCUCUGAAAUGAAGGUAUCGUUCUUAGCUUUGAAAUUAAAGUAAUAAGUAACACUCCCGUAAUAACUAUAACCAUAAAAUGUGAAUGAAAAGGCUUUCAGAGUGGUUUUAGUCUGAGAUAGUCCAAUACAGUUGCUAUCAGAUAUAUCAGAGCGGCCGAGGUUAUCACAAAUAUCUGAACACGCCUAUACUGUCAAGGAGUUAGAGCGCGUGUUCAGAUAUUUUUGAGCACCUCGGCCGCUCCGAUAUUAUGAUAGGGACUGCACGAGCAGCGACAAUUGCACAAAAUAAAAUAAUGCAACAUAGCUGUAAGAUUUUAAUGUAUUGUUCAGAUGCAAAUAUUUAGAAGGAUCGUCAUGUAAAUAACGUAAUAAUAUUACGCUAUAUUAUAGCAACAAAUAAAAUUUUUAAGCAAAGCACCGAUUGAGGCGCAUUUUUUAUAAUAUGAUUGUGUAGAAUCAUUUUUAGACGGGCUUUGACGCAUUUUUUAUGUAAUAUAUAAGUAACUAAAUUUUAAGAGAAACUUACUAAGUAUUCGCUUUGUUUAGUGAUUUUAAAACGUUAAUGUUUAAUUUAAAUGUAAUUUCUUAUGGAACAUAACUGUCAAACCUUUACUUGCUGACUAUUCUAGUUAUAGCAAUUCAAAAAUACGGUUUGUUUUUUAACAUGGACUUUAAGUAUGAGGCAAUAAGGAUAUAGAAAUACAUUCGUGCAAUGUAUUAAUUAAGCAUACGUCCUUUUCGGUAUAGACCGGUUAGAUAAGGAUGGAACUCGGCAUCGUUGUAAAGCCAUUAUUAUGGUACUUUAGGCACUGGUCCCACCGCGAGCUAGUAAGCUAUGAGCUAUCGGCUAUAAACACGAACAAAAGAUAAGCACUCCCGUGUAAAUAAAAGAGACACGGCGAUAUUUAUAGUUACUCGCCCAGCGGUGAGCUAUAAAUAUCGCCGUGUGUUUAUAGCCGAUAGCUCAUAGCUUACUAGCUCGCGGUGGGACCAGUGCCUUACUAACAUCAGCCUCAGUUAUUGAUUUUUAACAACUUACAACUCAAAUAAAAGGAUUAUGAUUCAAUUCAUUAUUUUACGUAACAAUGUUAUUUUAAAAGUAAGUUUUGAUGUUUGUCUUUAUGGUGUUAGAAAUAAUUGGUAAAUUGUUUCAAGUCCUAAGGAUGGUAUUCCAUCUGUCCAAUGUUUCAAAUUGCGUCUCACUCUGUCACUAAGCAAAAUGUGAGACGCAAUACACAUUGAAAAAGAUAUUGGACAGAUGAAAUACCGCCCUAAUAUACAUGUAUAAAUGAUUUGUAUAACCCAGUCCUUGUAACUCGAUGUAUUCCUUGUAUCUGCUUUCGGGUAACUGCUAUAUAAUUAUUUUUGUAUACAAAUGAACUCGGGUUGGUUAGGCGUAACGCUGUCGAAGUAAUUCUUCCAAAUAUUGUAAAGCCUCUGAAUAAUUCAAAAUAUAUUUAUAUUAACUGUUCA
Cydia fagiglandana is the source of this 5928-nucleotide messenger RNA. RefSeq names its product ras-related C3 botulinum toxin substrate 2. Bases 276 to 854 code for a protein of 192 amino acids. Gene Ontology annotation, molecular function: GTP binding; protein kinase binding; GTPase activity. Gene Ontology annotation, biological process: motor neuron axon guidance; regulation of cell shape; regulation of actin cytoskeleton organization. Gene Ontology annotation, cellular component: cytoplasmic vesicle; cell projection; cytoskeleton. The transcript is spliced from 6 exons. The record is from RefSeq and is a predicted model, not a curated record. Lineage: Eukaryota; Metazoa; Arthropoda; Insecta; Lepidoptera; Tortricidae.